UACAAAUGCUGAAGGAUUGAAUGUGUUUGUUUUAUCUUAAGAUAAAUAAUACACUAUUUAAUAAAAUACUGACAGAAGCCGUUUUUAGCAGAAUGAGAACUUGUACUUUUAAGUAUUUUUUCGGAUAAUACUCGCUCACGGUAAUUUAAGCUUUUAAUGUAAACGGUGUAUAACUUUUAUAUUGUAAACAAAUACCAAUCCACUAAACUCCCUCGUCGCACUGAUGACGUCAGCUACUGCUCAGCGCGGAAUUUAAAACUAUCGUGAGCUACUUCCUGUUUACAUGAGCCAGCUAGUUUUUUAAGCUCAGACUGAAACACUCGGCAUGUCACCUUUUAUCCAUAUAAAUACAUUAUUUUAACGUGGGGCCUCAUUUCUUUCAUUCCGCGCUUUUCUGCUGCAAAUAGUGACGCAAUCAAACAGCACCCGCGUAGUUUGUACAGUUACCCGGCGGUAACGGUUAAUCCCUGAGCAGAACCGACGGAUAGUGAUCAUUGUUUGGUAACGUGACGCGUUUAUUCGACAGUCACUCUUGUAUUCAAGUUCAGUCGCUCUCUGGUCGCUGACUUGAUGACCUGACUAGCUUUCUGUCCAUCAUGGAGGACAGCUCUGCUUGUUCUUCGACGGUCGCCGCGCUUCCUCGCGCCUCUUUCCUCCAGCGGACGUUGGAGCGGUUGUCCUCCGCGCAGUGCCUCAGGGUGACCGCCGAGGGGGCGGCGGCGGCUCCCGUCGGCGUCGUGGCGCUCCAGCGGUACUUAUCCGAGAAACCCGAGGGACUCGACAGCUACAGCUACGACAUCACGGUCACCGACGGAGUCUGGCGGGCCAAGUGCCUCCUGCACCCGAGUUUAAAUGGCCUGGUGCACUCGAACACCCUGCGGACCGGGGGCGACGUGGACAUCACGCAGUGCUCCUACGUUUACGACGAGCGGGUCCUGGGACACGGUUACAUCUGCGUGGAGGAGCUCCGGUGUGGCGCGGGGAGGUCUGCGCUCCUGUCCCGCGUGAAGGACGCGGGUUCGCUGCCCAUGCUGGUGCGGCGGGGCGUGGAGGGUAGUGUGGCGCUGCGACGCGACGCUCCUCUUCAGGUGAGCCGCAAACAUUACCUGUCUCUGUGGAACAACGACGACCCGGAGGGGGACAUCUGGACCUCAGGGUGCUCAUCUGACACGGUGCUGGACGUGUCCAAGGUUACUCUGCUGUGUAGUCUGGAGUCGUGCUUUAGAAAGACAUGUACGCCUCUCCCUCUCCUGGUGAAGAUAUUACACAAGGCUAAAUUACGGUAUUAUGGAAAGUUUGGGCUCAAGAUCGAUUAUCCUUACCAGGCUUACUUUGAAGUGGCUGACCAGAGCGGGACAAUGUCCCUUGUGCUUUGGAAUGACCGUUGCCCAGAGUUUUACCAGAGUCUGAGCGUCGGCACCGUGUUGUACAUCCAGAAUUACACCUUGAAGCAGAGUUACUCCAACCGAACACGCCCGCAAAUGGACCACCACAGAAUGAAGAGUUUUAACUCUGUAGAGAUCUGCCUGAACCCUCGGAACCUUGUUUCUCUCCUCACGGUGGUCUCCCCAAAGAGGGUACUGCCUCAGUGGAGGUUGCCCGAGGUUCGCUACCAAUUCGUCACCAGGUCAGAGUUGGAAAACGUAUCGCACAAUUCUGCAUGCGAUGUCAUCGGUUUGGUGACAUUUGUUGGCCGUGUUGAAAGAGUGAAGAAUAAAAGCAACACGGGUCCAGAAAAACACUGGACGUAUCGCUGGAUCCACGCGGUGGACGGAACGUCUGCCCUUCCUUUUGUCCUGGAGGUUUUCUCCUCUUCCCAGCCAGAAGUCUUCAGCCGCAUAUGCCCGAUGACCUACCUGGUGUGCACUCAGAUGAGAGUUCGCCAUGUGGAAGGCUCGUUGCCCUACCUCACCAGCAGCUGCGAGACGGAGACGUUCAUCACAGGCCGCCACAAAGGUCAGCCGUAUGUGAGCGACCCCGGAGUGAAACGCUUCAUCCAGUGGACCAAAACUCUCGAGGACAACGUGGUCCUCCAGAAGACGGCCGUCGGCGGUCAUUAUUGCUACCCUCGGCCCCCUCGGGAAUUCAGCCAGUCACUCGAAGAUGCCGAGACUCAAGCUCCUCUGGUGGCUGCGUCGGACUUGAAGAAGGAGUUAGAUACUCUGCACUAUAGGGAACAUAAAAAAGUUGCAAUUCAAGGACACAUCACAGCGGUGCGGUACAUGAAGAGCUCACAAACCUCUCGAGGAACAGAAGAGAAAGAGGUGCGAGAUGUUUCUACCGACGCGCGUGAACAUGCGGUACCGGACACACACACGCGUCCCUCAGCAGCUGAGCAGACGCCGACGGCCAGUUCAACAUCUGCCUCUCCUGAGAGAAUCUCAGCCAAUGGAAGGAAAAGAAGCAAUCCAACGAGAAAAGACACCAAGUCCUCUUUGAAUCGGGUCAACGCGGCGGCAAAAAGGAGACAUAAAGAUUCAGAGGAAGGACAGAAGCAAGAAGAAGAAGAAGAAGAGAGGGACUCUGCGUCCGAGGAGGCUCGGGCGGUGGAAUGUCGCCAACAGAUGCCAAAUCCAGACUCCGACGUCAUGUCUUGGGAGAGCAGCAGUUGGCCGAAGCAACGACAAGAAGUGUCUGAACAUCUGGUUCGAGGCGGUCUGUGCCGGGACAGCGUGUCUCGGAGGUUCACGUUUGAGGAAAAGAAUGUCCUCCUGCAGCAGAGUAGCCUUCAACCGGCGCGCUGGACAGCCGAGCGAGACGCAGACAUUCCUCCUGUGCUUUGUCCGGGAUACUACCGAGUAACAAUACUAGGCAUCAACAAGCAGAUGGCCGUCGACGCUGCUUAUGUGCCCGUCCUGAGCUCCGACGAGCCCGGGGCCGUCGGCCUUCCUCAGGAUCCCCACGGCAACACCAUGCUGUCCUGCCUCUCGUCGGGCUUCCUCUGUCCGCUCCGCGACACCGCCAGCAACUGCGAGUCAACGCUUCCCGAGCCAGAGGAGCUCUUGGCGACGGCCGCUGAGCUGGAGGACACGCACGUCGUGUGCGUCUUGGACCUUUGCCAUCUGGGUGGAGACGAGAUGGAGGUCCUGAUCAGCAAGGUGUACAGAGUGACGGAGGUUUCUCUCGAUUAAAAUCGGCAGCGGACAUUAAUCACGUCAUUAAAACGUCUCUUUGGAUAGAAAGGGCAAAUAUUUUAGACCGGAUCUUAACUUGAUACUGCACUAAAUUCUGAUUCCCCGUUCCAUAUGUACAGUACAUGUUUCAUCGUUUUUAUAAUCCUGCUUUUUAAGAGCGGAGGAAGGUAAUGCUAUCAAUUAAAGAGUGAAAUACAUGAAACUGUUUAUUUUACAUCAGAAGUCCACUAUGUAUCAACUGCGGCUGACGGAUUGCUUUGGCUACCAAAUGGAUGUCAGAUUACGCUUCAAGUUCUAACUCCAACCAGCAAACCGUCCCUG
Pseudoliparis swirei is the source of this 3455-nucleotide messenger RNA. It is a transcript of the gene radx, whose product is annotated as RPA1 related single stranded DNA binding protein. NCBI's taxonomy places the organism in Eukaryota, Metazoa, Chordata, Actinopteri, Perciformes, Liparidae. The transcript has 15 exons. Gene Ontology annotation, cellular component: replication fork. The record is from RefSeq and is a predicted model, not a curated record. Gene Ontology annotation, molecular function: single-stranded DNA binding. Bases 597 to 3131 code for a protein of 844 amino acids. Gene Ontology annotation, biological process: regulation of DNA repair.